ACAAAAUGGCGAGUUUAGCUGAUGUGUAUAAGGAUAAGGAAAGGACAAACUGGCUGAAGGCGUGGCUAGCAAUAGACAUUGCAAAGUCUGGCUUGGAACACUUAGCUGACAACGAGGCUCAGAAUUUUCACCGGCUAAUUUACAGCCAUGUAGGAUCUUCUUGCACCAGCUGUACCACAGCAAAUGUACAGCAGAAAAAACCAUGUCCAAGAAAGAUUUGUGAUCAAGUUUGUCAGAAAAUUAUCAAGGAACAUAGGUAUAAUAGUUUGUCUUGGAAGAAUACAUCUGCACAAUUGUGGCAAACAAACUAUUGGGAAAUAGCAAAAUGUUAUUUCCCACCAGAUGGAUAUGCUGCCACAAGUUCAAUUCAAGAUACAGACUUCAACGGAGUCAUCAGUUUUAUGCUAAACUGUAAACGCUUUGAUAGCAGUUUGUCUUUUCCAAUUACAACGGGAAAGCCCACAACUCACACGCACGCGUGCCUCCUGUAUAAGGCUCGUGAAAUCGGGAAAGCUGUGCGUCACUCUUCCGUAAUGAAGGUAACAGACGUGGAGCUCCUAGACUACUUAUCAACAUUGUCCAACCUGCUGAAUGAUUCAUGCUAUCUAAUUGGAGAUAGCGAUGCCCAAAAAGCUGUUAAGAAAUUAGAUGAGUUGAAAAAAGAUACCUUACUAUUGACUACAGCGGAGAUGAUGCAUUUCCUGGAGGCUGUUGAUGCAACUUUGAAGAAGCACUUGAAAGAUGUUGCCAAAGAUAUUGUCGACACAUCACUGAUUGAGCUCAGAGAAAACACAGCGUUGUGUAUUGAUAAAAUGACAGACUAUAUGGAUACAUGUAAGGAAGAGCUCGCAAAAGAGGCAGUAUCGCAUAAACAAGAUUUUGAUAAGAACGCCGACAAAUGCAUGAAAGAUUAUAAUGAACUGACAGUCUCACGCAAAAAAGACUUUGAUGGGAACGCAGACAAACGCACACUAGCCUUUAAUGAGAGAGCAGAUAAAUGCACGCAAGAUUAUGGUAAACUCACAGCCACAGGCAAAACAGAUUUUGAUGAGAACGCAGAAAAACGCACGCAGGAGUAUGAUACACUCACAGUCACACGCAAAAAAGACUUUGAUCAGAACGCAGAAAAACGCAAAAAAGACUUUGAUGAGAACGCAGAAAAACACAUGAGAAAAAUCUAUGAACAGUGUGGAAAUACCUCUUUCACUGAAACUUCCUACAAAAAGUCCUGUGAAGAAAUUCAGGCGUGGUUAAUCAAACAGUACCGUGCAAUGUGUGUUGUGCCGGUGUCCAUGCUGGAUCCUGACAUAGAUGUACCUUUGGAACGGAUCUACGUUCCCCCGUCCAUCAAGGCACUUAAGAGAGGCCAGGACGUCAUACAUGGCGGGAGUGAGAUGGACAAGUCUUCAACGAUGGAAUCAGACGUGAAUUGCUACAAAGAGUUGCUGCAUCGUGACGGGAAUCCGGUUAAUACAAUUUAUAUCCAAGGUGAUCCAGGUUGUGGUAAAACUACGUUUUCAACAAAACUGGUUCUUGAUUGGUGUAAUGCGCAUUCAGAAAAUGAUGCCAGUACUAAGAAAAAAAGAACAGUCACUACCAGAGGAAAGGCGUCAAACCGAACAGGUUUCAGCGAUCUUGACACUUUGCGAGACUACAAAUUUCUGUUUUUUGUGUCAUUACGUGAUUACAGUGGAACCAUGUGCAACGUCAGUCAGAUGGUCGUGGAAGCCAUACAAAGCAACAAACUACCUUGGGAUGACAGUGUCUGGGAACAUAAAUGCAUUGUUCUUACAGACGCCGCAGACGAAUGGUACCACCCCGAUUUAUCCUAUCCACCGCCACGGGACUAUACUUGCAGGUGCGGUAAAGACCAGAUUAUGCCGCUGUACUUACAGCGAAAUAACAUUACCAACAUUAUAACUGCACGACCAUGGAAACUUGCCAAUCGCAGAAUGAGCGAUAGCUUAACGCGUAUGUUCCAAAUUUCCGGCGUUGCGAACUACGAAACCUUGGCGAGAAAUGUCAUUAAUGUUUUAGCUGAGAAAAACGGUAUAUCGCAAAAGGCUACACAAAGCAAAUGUAAUGAUUUUUUUGAGAAACUAAAGAAUAAUAACAUGAGAAAUCUCAUGACAAUUCCAGCUAUUUGUGUGCAACUCGUUCAUCAGUUUUACGUUGGACGUUUAAUGGAAGAUUCACUAUGUUCUAUAUACAUAAAUAUGCUAGAUAUGCACAUAGCCAAAGGGUUGCACAAACUUCAAAUUGAAGAUUUUGACACUGAAACAAUUUGCGUUAAAGAAAUAAAACACAUAUUUGAAACAGGAAAAAACGAGUAUAUGUCGGCUAAUGGGUCGCUGAUUCGCUCUGCAUGUGCACUAGCGUUUAAAACACUAACAGACUCUAGUAAAGAAUCGUCGCUAGUAUUUGCGAAAAACACAAUCACAAACCAUAUGACGGAAACACAACUUGGUUACUUACUUCAGACAGGGAUUAUCACACAGAAAAAAUCGUUGGCGCUUAGCCCGCAAAAGAAUAUUCCAUACAUGUUUGUACACAAAACUAUUCAGGAGUUUCUAGCAUCGAUGCAUAUUGCAAUUAAUCAGACGGGCAUUGAAGACAUCAUGAGCGCCAUACAGUCGGCGUAUUCUGAUGGUGAGUCUAUUCUGGACAUCGGUCAGUUAUUUAUCUUCACGUGUGGAAUGUGUGGUCCAGUGGCUGAAAGAAUGUCAAAGCACAUGAUGGAUGUCAUAACAAGCGACAUGGAAAGCAAGCUGCUUUCUAUUUCAGACCAUGAGAUGGAUCUAUUUUUCACGCCUUAUUUAGCACAAAGAAUUUUAUUGGGUGGCUUUAUUGAAAGGUUGGCGAAUAAACAGCCGUGCUUACAACUGACACUCACUCAUAUAGUACUUGAUGCUUUUACAAUUCCUACCAGCAAGGAAAUCGAUGCUUUAAAUACGUUAAUAGAUAUGAACAUCUCAAACAUCACAAGCAUGGAUGCAUUUUUCUUUUACAAUUAUCAACAGAAAUCAAAUCGUGUACAGAAAAUUAUUUCGCAAUCGAGAGAAUCAUUGUCGUAUCUGCAGCUUAGAGACCUGGGUGAAUCAGACCUACAAUUCGACCUACAGGGUCUUAAGCUCAAGAGCUUAUCAUGUAAAGGAGCACAGUCAUGGGAGAAAAGAUCUUCAACUGUGAAACCGACCACCCACCAGUCGUCAUGA
Messenger RNA from Dreissena polymorpha, 3215 nucleotides. RefSeq lists its product as uncharacterized. Lineage: Eukaryota; Metazoa; Mollusca; Bivalvia; Myida; Dreissenidae. The coding region runs from base 6 to 3215 and encodes 1069 amino acids. The record is from RefSeq and is a predicted model, not a curated record. The transcript is spliced from 5 exons.